Cylas formicarius (sweet potato weevil) is the source of this 1730-nucleotide messenger RNA. RefSeq names its product prolyl 3-hydroxylase OGFOD1 (gene sud1). The transcript has a single exon. Gene Ontology annotation, molecular function: peptidyl-proline dioxygenase activity; L-ascorbic acid binding; iron ion binding. Lineage: Eukaryota; Metazoa; Arthropoda; Insecta; Coleoptera; Brentidae. The coding region runs from base 16 to 1704 and encodes 562 amino acids. Gene Ontology annotation, biological process: regulation of translational termination; peptidyl-proline hydroxylation. Gene Ontology annotation, cellular component: cytoplasm. The record is from RefSeq and is a predicted model, not a curated record.
UGCUCAUGCGUCGUGAUGGCUACGCAGUUAACUGACUUUUAUUUGAACAAAGCUCAUAACCGCACUUGCAGUGUAAAUGGUUAUGCUGAAAGGGCAAAAAUAAUUUUCGCUGACUGCAGAAAAAUGGAAGAAUCAGAUUCUGAGAAUGAUUUUCAACGUUCGCCAAUGUUGGACGACGACGAAUCUGAAAGCGACGUGGAUUGCGAGGUCUGGGACAAAGACUGCAGAAUACUGACGCAUUCUUUCCCUAGCGGAUCAAUUACCGGCUUUCAUUUGAUGCCGACCUGCGACAGGGAGUCUGAUAUACAACCACGCAAAAAACAAAGGCUGUGUCCGAUAAUUCGCAAGACUUUUCAGAGCGCGGAAACGACGGAAUCUAUAAAAAAAUGCUGGUUGAACAAUUCUGAGCUGUUUAACGACGACAUACGACUAAUCGCGGACCCAUUCAAGAUUUGUAUAUUGAAAAAUUUUCUGGCCAACCCAGCGUUGCUGGACGAGGCCAGGCAAGAGUUCAACGAGCUCGAUUUCAACUACAGAAGCAUGGAUUUGUACGAAUUUUUUCAAUCAAAAGACAUUGUCUACCUAAAACAAGAACACUUGAUUUGUUUAUACAAGUUUUUAAAAGACGACGUUAUGCGAUGGAUAGCGGAAUUAACUGGUUUUGAUUUAUCACAUGUUUCUGCCACAUGCAGCAUUUACACCAAUAGUGAUUACCUUCUGGUUCACGAUGACCAAAGGGAGGAUCGCAUGGUUGCCUUUAUUCUGUACUUGACUGGCAAAGAAGGCUGGGAUAAACGCAAAGGAGGCCCUUUGCAACUGUUCUCUAAAGACAGAUCAGGCCAUCCGCAGGAAGUGGUUUACGAAAUGUUCCCAGAAAAUAACCAGUUCAUUUUUUUCCCGGUCACAAGCGAUUCAUACCAUCAAGUCGCGGAAGUGGUCACCCUGAACGACUGCAGAUUAAGUAUAAAUGGCUGGUUCCAUACCAAAACACCCCCCGUCUUUAAAACACCCGAAUUUAUACCUUCGGAGAGUAGUAUUUAUGGGCAGGUGGCUGUAAAAGCGAAAGAUGUGGACGUUGAUUUGGCUUUCUGGUUGGAUGACAAUUACGUGGCCCCAGAAGCGAUUAGAGUGAUUCAGCGCCACAUCGAGGAACACUCUGAGAUUUCUCUUAGGCAUUUCUUCAAACCUAAUUUGUUUGAUAAUGUGGUCAAGGAAUUGAGGAAAGAAAAUGUUGCUUGGCAAAAAGUUUACCCUCUUAAUAGGUACUCCUACGAGAUUGCGGACUAUAAAACGCUGCCGAAAAAAAUAAUCGAAUUUAUCGACAUUUUCCAAUCGCGACACAUGUUCAAAUUACUGGAAAAAUAUACUGAGUUAGAACUGAACAGCAUUGAGGCGACAAUGAAAUUUGAAUUACAAAGAUGGACGCCUGGAUCUUAUUCACUCCUAAACGAUUUUGAUUGGAAAGAGAAAAAUGAACUCGAUCUCAUCAUAUAUUUUGGCUGCAAGAAAACUUCAGAUGUCAUAGGGGCGAGAACGCAAUAUGUUACAAUGGAAGAUGAGAUUCAGAACGCUUUGGUAACCGUCGAGCCCCAAGAGAACCGUUUAAAUAUAGUGUACCGUGACUCCGCCAGACUUACAAAGUACUAUAGUAGACAAAGCAGGUGCAAGUGUUUUUACAGUUUGCUUUGUUCCUACUCUGAAUAAAAAUCGUGCCCUAUAUUUUUAUAUCA